AGGCAGCAACCGGCGGCCGGAGCUUCUAACUACAAGUCCCGGCAAGCUCCGCGGUCACUUCCGCUUAUAACCUCGCGUCAUCUCGCCCCGAACUACGGAUCCCGAAGGACUCCGAGCGGCACGUCACGCCGGCAAAUUCAGCCAAUUGGCUUCGGACAAGUCGGAGGGGAGGGAGACGCAGAAGCAGACAAGAUGGCGGCGGCGGCGGCGGCACAGGGCGGGAGAAGUGGUGGUGGCGGAGGCAGUAGUGGGGCUGGUGGUGGCCCUAGCUGUGGGACAGGCAGCAGCCGCAGCGGCUUGUUAGAUAAGUGGAAAAUUGAUGAUAAGCCUGUAAAAAUUGACAAAUGGGAUGGAUCAGCUGUGAAAAACUCUUUGGAUGAUUCUGCCAAAAAGGUACUUCUGGAAAAGUACAAGUAUGUGGAGAAUUUUGGGCUAAUUGACGGUCGCCUCACCAUCUGUACCAUCUCCUGUUUUUUUGCCAUAGUGGCUUUGAUUUGGGAUUAUAUGCACCCCUUUCCAGAGUCCAAGCCAGUUUUAGCCCUGUGCGUCAUAUCCUAUUUCGUGAUGAUGGGGAUUCUGACCAUUUAUACCUCAUAUAAGGAGAAGAGCAUCUUUCUUGUGGCUCACAGGAAAGAUCCUACUGGUAUGGAUCCUGAUGAUAUUUGGCAACUGUCCUCCAGUCUCAAAAGGUUUGAUGACAAAUAUACACUGAAACUGACCUUCAUCAGUGGGAGAACAAAGCAGCAGCGGGAAGCCGAAUUCACUAAGUCUAUCGCCAAGUUUUUUGACCACAGCGGGACACUGGUCAUGGAUGCAUACGAGCCUGAAAUAUCCAGGCUCCAUGACAGUCUUGCCUCAGAAAGAAAAAUAAAAUAGCCAAUUCUAAAAGCGGCCCUCUUUCUGCUGGAUCAUGCUGAAUUACUGGAUGGGUGGGGGAAGAAACAGAACUUAAAAUGGGUAAAGUAAGAAAUGUUUAAAAUGUCCCUUUUUGUCCUGAAAUUUUAGUCUCUUCUGGAAAAAUAGGAUUUUCUAGCACAGAUACAAGAAGCUGUAGCUCUUAUUUCUAGCUGUAGCUUCCUUGGUCUGCUGAUUGUGUUGUUUUGACUUGCUUUGGAAAAGCAUUCUUGCUAAAAGCUGUAUAAAACUUUUUUUUUGUACGUAGUAGUACUUUCUAUAGUAUAGCUUUGUGCCCACAUGCAGCAUUUGAAGACUCAAUUUUAAAAAAUUGUUAACCUGUUGCUGACUUCAUGUUAAUUUCUGUUUCAACAACUGUUUCCUAAAGAAUUCAGGAUAUAACUUCUUGUGUAUGACAGCUUUCCUCACACACCAUUUUUGUGGGUGUGUAUAUAUCUGACUUGGGGAAACUCCAAAAACCCACAAAAUAUAGCUUUUAAAUUUGUCUAAAAAGACCUGCCUGUUAAAAACACAUUUUGUGUUCUUAAUCAAUUGAAGAAGCCAGUGGCAUUUUUAAUUUUAUAUUGUGUGUUUUCCAUAGUAUAUCCCUGUUGAUUUGUUUGCGACCUUUAUUAAUUGCCAUUUUCUAAAAUUUUUUUCAAUAAAAGGAAAGAAGAUGUGAAAAAAUGAGUCAUAGUCUUGAUGGAAGGAACAGAGCAGCAAGUGUUAUUAGUUUCUCUACUACUGUAGGUUUUUUUCAUUUCCAGGCUGUUUAAUUAUUCAUAGAGCCCUGAAAACCCAUAACUGAGAAACUCGUAGCUCUCUGGUAAGAAUAAUAAGAACACUCAUUACUUGGUCCCAGGAAGUGUUCCAAGUACCUUACAUGUAUUAACUCACUAAAGCCCAUGGUACUUCUAAGAGGUAGGUACUUUUAUUAUCUCUGUUUUAUAGAUGAGGAAGCUGAGACAUAAAACUUGAAUUAUUUGUCACACAUCACUUAAUAGAUCCCAUUGUAGCACCAGAGUUUGUGUUUCUAUGCAACAAAAGAGCAUCACCAGGGAGCAUUGAUGCAUGCCUGUAAUCCCAGCUACUUGGGAUGCUGAGGCAGGAGGAUGGCAAAUCUGAGAUCAACCUGGGCCAUUUAGUGAGACUGUCACAAAAUAAAAAGACUCGGUGCUAGAGCACUUGCCUAGCAUGUGUGAGGUCCUGGGUUUGAUUCUCCAUCAUACACACACACACAAACAAAUUUUUUUACAGUAUUUCUGCAGCCUAGUUCGAGAAGAGUUCAGCCUUGCCUAGAUCCUGUGACCUUUAGGAAUAUUGUUCCUCCAGCUUUAUAAAAGUGCAGUUCCAACUACACUUAGUACCACUAAGGAGAAGGUCACCAGUGUUUUUCAUUAUUUACAAAUUUCAGUUGCUAAUGCUUAUUUAGUGUUUGUAAUAUUUUUAUUUAUUUUUUAGAAACAGUAUUUUCUGCUUCAGAAAAACCUUGGGAAAUAAAAGGUGCAAAGUCUGUUUGCAUACACACAAAGUUGUUGUUUUUUUUUUAAAAUAUUUUUAUUUUAGUUUUCGGCUGACACAACAUCUUUGUUUGUAUGUGGUGCUGAGGAUCGAACCCGGGCCGGACGCAUGCCAGGCUAGCGCGCUACCACUUGAGCCACAUCCCCAGCCCCAAAGUUGUAUUUCUUUUGAACUGAGUUCCUUCUCCGGUUACAGCCCUCUCACCAACUCUACCUUAUAUCCACCCAGACUAACCACAUUAUACAUCCCGUUGUCUCCUUGAUGGAAAUCAUCUGGGAAAGCUGCAGUGUCACUGAUUUUAUAGAAUAUAUCCUGUCCCCAUUAACAAUCUUCUCUGCUAUUAAAUAGAAAACCCAGCUGAAAGAACAUUAUGUGCAGGUAACUCCUCUGAUGUCCAUGCUACCUUAAAAAUCAACAUAGAUUCUUAUAAACUUUUUUUAAUACCGUGGAUUUUCUUGAUAUUCUUUUCUAUGGUCCACUUAUCAGACUGAUGUUUUGAAUGCUUAAAUUUAACAUUGCAUGUUAAUGAGGAAUUACAGAACUGGUUACUGGCUGAAUAGUGGGAAAUAACUUGAGAGAUCGCUCUGAUUUGGAUCUGAAAUGUUCGCUGAAGGCUCAUUGCUCCCUAAACUGUAGUACUAUUAUUGGAAGGUGGUGGAAUUUUUAGGAGGUGGCGCGUACUGGCAGGAAGUUAGGCUAUUUUUUUAGGCUAUUACAGAGGCCAUUCCUCUGUAUUCUGUUGGUAGUAAACUACUUUGUGAUUAAUUGGAGGGGAUACUGGACCUUGCCCCCAACUUGUGAAGAAGUUUGCUCCCUCCGUUCCCUUCCCAUGGUUUUCUGCCUUGCCACAGACCUAAAGCCACAGUGUCAAGUGACCAUGAACUAAAACCUCUGAAACUGAGCCAAAAUAAAUAUUUCCUUCUUUAAGUUUGACUUAUUAGGUAUUUUAUUGCAACAACAGAAAACUAUCAAAGAUAACUGCUCAAAAGAUGCCCCUUUUUGUUGUUAUUUGUUUUUAACUCCUCUGGUUAGGAGGACUUCCUGAUUAAUCUGGCAACCAGCCUCAUUUCUGCCCAAUUUUAACUAGUUACAUAUAUAUAUAGAGAGAAAAAGACAGAUGCAGACAUGCACUUACAUGAGCAUAAGAAGAAGGGAAGAAACUAGGUAUGUAAGAAAGAAUGGCAACUUUGAGCUAUCUUACAGCCAGCUUCCUACGGUCUAUCGCAGACACAAUAGUAAAGGCCUCAGAAUUUUUGGCAGUGGAUCUUGGUUGACAUGAAGGAGCUUUGGGCCUUACAGGGAGAUUCUCUGAAACAGACUUUUCUGGGAAAUCACUGAUGAGGAGUGAGUAGUAUUUGGUCACCAAAUACUGGAUUAUGUGACCUGGAGAAAAAGGAACUGGGAAAGGUAAUGCAUGAGCCCUGAAUGUCCCUGAAGAUUCUUGCUUUGUAUGAAAGCAACAUGUGUCACUGUCUUCCUAGGCCAUUCCUCUGUAUUCUGUUGGCAGUAAACUACUUUGUGAGCAGGGUUUUGCACUGUUUACUAUAAAAGGGUUGAGUCUACAACAUCAGGGUCUGCCCGUAGAGGAAUCCAUCUAGGCCCAUCUGUGGCACUUUUGGGAAUGGGAGUCAUGGGGAACUGGCACAAACAUUAUGUUCAUGUUUCUUAUUGUACUAUAAGUAAUAAAGUUUUUUUUUGUCUGA
Messenger RNA from Marmota monax (woodchuck), 4118 nucleotides. It is a transcript of the gene Spcs2, whose product is annotated as signal peptidase complex subunit 2. Gene Ontology annotation, cellular component: membrane; signal peptidase complex. Gene Ontology annotation, biological process: protein targeting to ER. The transcript has 5 exons. The record is from RefSeq and is a predicted model, not a curated record. Lineage: Eukaryota; Metazoa; Chordata; Mammalia; Rodentia; Sciuridae. Bases 193 to 876 code for a protein of 227 amino acids.